AUGGGCCUUCAAGAAACGUAUAUACCACUGACUACUAAAUCACAUCGUAUCAAGAAACUAGCAAAACUUCCAUUGGCUUCUUUAUGUGAUUUAGUCUAUAAUUGGUUCAUCAAGUUUGGAAGCAUUAAUGAAGAAAUUACUAAGGAAGCUUUGUUAGAAGAUUUAAAGAUUUUGAAUCAAACUGAAAAUACCAAAAAACUUUUGAUAGAUUAUGUAAUUGAAAAAAUGUGGCCAGAAGGACUUAACUUAUAUCAACUAGCACAAAUUGAAGCAUGUACGAUGAUUCUUAAGCCUUCUUCUUACUUUUGGAAUUCUUCGACUGCUUGGGAUUCUAAUAAUGAAAAAUAUUUCAUCGAGAUUGAGCCAGAGAAAUUUAUGACAAAUUUGCAAGAAGAUAUUGAUAAAUUAUAUAUUUCUACUAUAUAUAUAUUCAAACAUAAAAGUCUACCUUUGAUAAUAUGCAGAAUUCAAUUAUUUGAUUAUAACAGUUCUUUCCUGUCUAGUUCAAGAGGAAAUAUGAAAGAUUCUCGAAAAAUGGAUAACUCCCCUAAUGAAAAUAAUGAUCAAAGUAAUUUAAAGAAGGAUGAUAAAUCUAAAGAUCAGGAAAGUACAUCACUUUUAUUGGGACGAAUAUCUGAAAAAGAAUAUGUGUCAAGAAAACCGUUUUACGUUGCAUUUCCAAUGAAUUCCCCAACAAUUAUUCAUUCCUGUGGAAAAGAUAUAUAUUCCAAAUUAAUUAUGCAAUGUAUUCAAAGGUCCAUAUCAACCAGAGAACCGAUUACUUUGAAACAGAAUGAAAGCAUACCAAUUAAAUCCUUAGAAAAUAUUUAUAUUUUACAAGGUGCAUCAAGAUAUUCUGGUGCAAUGGGUCAAUGGGCUGCAUAUGCGGAUGCAUUGUUUGAAAUCUCACCACUAAGUUCUUAUAACCAAUAUAACGCUAGUAAUACAAUUGAUAAUCAUCCUUCAAUAGUUGGGAAAAUGGGGUUAAAAAGAACCAAGUCACAAUCAGAUAGUUCAGGUAGAGAUGACUACGAUCGUAAAAAAUUACGAUUAGAAAUGAGCAUGUUGAAAUUUAAAGGCACAAAAAAUGGUUAUAAUCGAAUUCGAAACUUUUAUGAAACAAUACCUAGCGCAGUUAAUGAUAUGCCAAGGAAAAUAAAAGAUCAUUUAAGGGACGAAAAAUAUUAUAAAUCACUAAUUCCAUGUGAAAGAGCUAAAUUCACCAUAAGAAACACAAUAAAAGAAACCAAAGAGGAAAUAAAUCUGCAAUUUAGAUUUACAGGUAAUGAUAUCUUUGGUGGAUUACAUGAAUUGGUAGAUAAAAAAUUUAUUGAUAUUAGUCGUGUCCCUGGAUGGUUAACUGGAGAAAAUGGGGUUUCUUCAGGAACAAUAACUGAUGGUGAUUUUGAUAUUGACGUGCAGAAAAAAAGAGGAGGUUUAAUAUAA
Molecule: messenger RNA, 1446 nt
Organism: Henningerozyma blattae CBS 6284
Lineage: Eukaryota; Fungi; Ascomycota; Saccharomycetes; Saccharomycetales; Saccharomycetaceae
Gene: CHL4
Product: Chl4p
Exons: 1
Coding region: 1-1446 (481 amino acids)
Biological process (GO): chromosome segregation; CENP-A containing chromatin assembly
Source: RefSeq, a predicted model, not a curated record